Messenger RNA from Eurytemora carolleeae, 3193 nucleotides. RefSeq lists its product as uncharacterized. Lineage: Eukaryota; Metazoa; Arthropoda; Copepoda; Calanoida; Temoridae. The record is from RefSeq and is a predicted model, not a curated record. The transcript is spliced from 29 exons. Bases 110 to 2569 code for a protein of 819 amino acids.
CAGAUAAAAUGGAGAAAAAGCGGCAAAAAUAGCAAUUAUUGCAGAUUUUUUAUCAAUAAUUUCAGAAGAAGAAAUAAUUCAGUUUUAGUUGGACCUCUGGGGUGUAAAAAUGAGCUACAAAAUUGACCUCGGAAAGGCUGUGAUGCAGAUCGUCGUGAAAAGAUGUUCUGGAACGGACCGGGAGUAUGCUUAUGUUUAUGUACCAGGGAAACUAUCUGUAUACGGGAAAAAGGAUAUAAUGGAUAUUCUCCGGUUUGAGAAGGCGUUGGAAUCACUUGCUAAACAGUUUAAACCCGCCAAGAUGAGUGGAGAUGAUUUUGAGAAGGAGGUGAAGUUAGCGCUGAAAUUGGUUCCUCUGGACAAGAACGACGAGGUGGUUGAACAGCUUAAUUCAGAUCAAAUUCAAGACAAGUAUGCUCAUCUCAAGGAAGACGCCGAUAUAAUUUUCGAGGAAGAAAUACCAGGAAAAGAGCAGAGAGUCGGAGGAAAUAAGGUACUGCGGGAGGAGGUAAUGGAGGAUAUUGAAGAAAAUGAGGAGAACAAUGCUAGCGUGAAAAGUCCUAAUGAUGAAAAGACUGCUCUGGAUGCUUCUAAGAAUAAAGAUGAGAACAGUCAGGGUGGGAGUGGACAGGAUUCUGAUGUCGGUUCAGCGGAAAAACAAAUAUCCGGGAAUCAUACACUGUUUUCUGAAUGGCAAAAAGUUCUUGAUUGGGUUGCUGGCAAGGAGUCUAGAGCUGUGGUGUGUUCUGAAGUUCCUAAAAAUUCAAAACCCGAGGAUUGCGCAACAUUUUUCAGGCAAUAUGAUGCUGAAGAUUGGAAAAGAAACCCUGGAGGCUUCAAGUCAGUUUGUAGUUACACAGUUAUAUUUAAAACUGUUGAAGCUGCUACUGAGUUCCUAAACCUAGCUAAAGUAAUGUAUGGAAACGUUGAGUUAGAUCGUCAAACUCAGCGGGAUUACCACACUCUAAACAAAAUGGGGAAACGGAACGUUUUGCUGGUUUCAGCUCAAAGACAUCUGCGGCGGCUGCAUGAGUUUGUUACAACAAAAACCGGUUUACUAUCAGAUUCUGUUCCUAGCGCACAAAUGGUUCUCGUCUCUAGCUUCUCAAGACAAACAACGCAUUCACAAGUAAGGCAGUUUGUAUCUGAUGAAGAAAAUAAAUUCAAGGAUAUUUCUGGGAUAUUUCGCAUCGAAGACAAUAUGGAAGAAAAUAAAGGAAGUGAAAACCGAAAGUUUCUUCAAAGAUACGUCUUCCUCUUCAGUUCUGUUCAAUCUGCUGAGAUGUUUGUUCAAUCCAAACUUGAUUUUGGUAACACUCGGCUCAGGGCAACAUUGUUCCGAGAUCUAGAAAAGCACCUAAACGUGUUGGAUCAGGUCAAGAACUUCAUCGACGACGGAGAAGACGCCGAAGCCAGUCCAAAACAGAGAGCUGUUGUCCUUGGACACAAUCCGGAAUUAGAUCCAACGGAUGAGUUUGAAGCUAAAUUGCGGAAACACUUGAAAUCGGUUCGUGGGAUGUUUCUCUGUGCUUCAUCUUGUAUUGUGGGAGGACAAAACAAGUACAUCGUGACAUUUAAAAACGUAAUGGCGGCUCGGAGCGCAACAAAAUCGGAGAAUAUUGAAUCUGAAGCGUUUAAAUCUCGUCUUCUUAUCUACUCUCUAGAUGAAUAUUUGAGGAUUAGAGAACGAUUAAUGAUGAUUAAACGAAGAACCAAGCCAAAAUUAUUGGAUUCCUCCUGCAACAAUUAUUACGAGUGCUUCAAAGUUGAGGAUGAAUCAAUUUUGAAAAUAAAGAUUUUGAAAUAUAAAUGUAGUUCAACCCAGACAACGAUAACUGUAAAGCAUCAGAUCCGGUCCGGAGACAGAAUGCAAUUAUUAGGAUUGGCACCGGGAGAGUUCGAUGAUUUGGUAAUCUGCAAGUUCUCUAAGGGGAAAGUGCAUGGUUUGAAGGGAGAGAGGAUACCGAAAACUAAGGAAAUAUUGGCCUAUAUGAAGGAUAAUCACCCUGGUUAUCUCAAGGUUCAUGAGUUCAAGAAAGGUCUAUUUUUUAUCAGAUUUGAAAACAGUGAGAGGGCUGAAGCAUUCCACGAUCUACCAUACUGUUACUAUAUGGAAUAUCCGGUGGAGAGGUUCCGAAUCUGGGAUUAUUUGGGAGAUAAUACUAUGGCAUCUUUAUACCGCCAUGAGAUAACCCCUCAUCUUUAUCCAGAAAGGGACAAGUUUAUAAGCGGAGCUUAUGUUGGCAUAGACGUGAUAGGAUUCAAACAUAUGGAGGAUUCUGAGAAGAAAGCUACCGAGGAUAAGAUGAUGAUGAAGAUGAAAGAUGUUCCAGUUAGAAAAUUGAUGUGGGUUGGAGAGACUGAAAAUCCUGUUCUUAGGAUUAUUAUUCAUGAGGAAGUAGAGGUUGUGGUUAAGCAGAUUAAGGUAUUUGUGAACGAUCCUGACAGAAACAAGCUGCAGUUUCUUUUGUACAAGGAAUCUCAAGAAAACCUGGAGAAAAGAAAAAGAGAAGAAUCGAGGAAGAGACCAUGUUCUGAAUCAGAUCCUGUAUCCAGCAAAAGACGAUAAAAAAUACGAAUGAAAAUCUUUAAUGGAGAAGAUGCCAAAAGUGUGUUUUUCUGUGAGUUUCUUCAUUGAAUCCGCAAAUAAAAAUAAACAGUUUAAAGAAACAAAGACAUUGAUAUCUAAUGCAUAAUUGAUAAGACAAAGACGUUUUAUUAAUCCUUCUGGGCUAGUUGUUUCUUCAAAAGAUGUGUAUUGUGUUUUUUAUAUCAAUUCAAUCUGGGCCGAAAUUUGUAUGCUCUUUUGUAACCCUUGUAUCUCGUAACUAAAUCCAUAAUUGUUCUGGAUCUUUACAAGGAUAAUUUGUAAACUUGUUUAGUUUGUUAGAUUUGUUAAUUUUCUCCCUUUUCAACAUAAUCUAAAUAUUUCAAAUAAAUAAUUUAAAAUCACUAACAAUAGAUUUCAACCCCUUAAUUAUUUAAAGCAAUUUUACAAUUUUUUGUUGUAACACCUUUUCAAUAAAAUGUCUAAACAUUUUUCCAGAUAUUUUAUUUUGUGCUUCAAAGUAAAAUGAUGAUAUAAACCUGUCCUUUAUACCUGAAUACAAUAUUUUUCCAGAUAUUUUAUUUUGUGCUUCAAAGUAAAAUGAUGAUAUAAACCUGUCCUUUAUACCUGAAUACAAUAUUUUUC